AUGGACGCGGUCGGCGGAUCCUGGGCAGGCACGCUCGCGUGCAGCGAGUGCCGACGUAAACGUUUGACCGCUGAAUCGUUCAGCGCCAAUCAGCUGAGGAAGCUGCGCGAAGGAAAGCUCGCCGAAGACAAGGUUAAAUGCAAGGAAUGCGUAGCGAAAGCGGCGACGGAGGAGCGCGAGAGGGCGUCCCAAAACAGCAAAGCGAGCAGCAACGGCGGCGAGGGCAAGGACGAGCCGCUCUCGUGCAGCGCCUGCAAACAGAAAAGCCUUCCCCGGUCGAGCUUCACCAACACGCAGGCACGAAAGCCCGACGCCUCUCGGAAGUGCCGCGACUGCUCCGCCGCCGCCGAAGCCGCCGAGGCGGAGGCCCUGAGGGCAGCGCGAGAGGCCAAGAUGACCGACGCGCAGGCGGCGUCCGCGUCCGCGGCCGCGCUUCCCAAGGGUGCCGCCGGGGCGGCAGCCCGCCUCAAAGCUGCCAGCGCGGAGUGCGCCCGGGAGGCGGAAAAGGUGACCGGUUUGAAACCCUUGGUAGGCGCCGGGAAGCGGGGGGGGCGGGGGCCGGGAAGGGGAAGGACUUGGCGAGGACGAGCCAGCUCGGGCCCAGCAACCCGGGGGAGAGCAGGAGGGAGGGCAGGCGGCGGGAGAGGGGAGACUUAA
Molecule: messenger RNA, 657 nt
Organism: Ectocarpus siliculosus
Lineage: Eukaryota; Phaeophyceae; Ectocarpales; Ectocarpaceae
Source: the annotation of a GenBank genome assembly